AAAUGAAAAUGACAUUAAACCAAGAUGGCGCCGGGCGACAGAGUAAAGUGAUGAGAGAAGAGAACAACAAGCGACACAACUAACCCAACAGAGGGCUUUCACUCAUCCUCUACGGGCUAUUUACACAACCAAACCUCUUAUCUUACCACCGGGGAACUGUCAAGCUCGUACUGAGACACCUCCCCUAAUCUACAGAGAUAUAAUUAAUCAGCUAACUGUGAUGCUAACUAGCUGCUAACGUAGCUAGCGGAGGCUAACUGCGGAAGGCGAGGAGAGGAGGAGAAGCUCGAAGUACAAGCCGACAAGUCAGGCUCAUUUCUCUCUCUUUAACUCAACCCACCUCUCUGUUUUGGUUCAUUAACUACCCGUAGAGUUUGCCGGGUCAUCCAAACUAAAGGGGUCGGUGAGGAAACUUAACGUGACACCUCUGAUAAGGAAAGCAGAAAAAGACGAGAGGAAAGGCGUCAUCGUUGCUGAUCUGACGCCAUGGCUCUUUCUCCUCUUCAGAGUGGACUGACGGGGAUUCAGAACUUCAGAGCUGAUCCAGAAGAGUUUUACACCAAGCUGGACAGGAUAGGGAAAGGCUCUUUUGGUGAAGUUUAUAAAGGCAUCGACACUCGGACUCAGAAAGUUGUGGCCAUUAAAAUUAUCGAUCUGGAAGAAGCGGAGGAUGAAAUAGAAGACAUUCAACAGGAAAUCACAGUUCUCAGCCAGUGUGACAGUCCCUUUAUCACCAAGUAUUAUGGAUCAUACCUGAAGGGUACAAAAUUAUGGAUUAUUAUGGAAUAUUUGGGUGGAGGAUCAGCUUUGGAUUUGUUGGAACCAGGCUGCCUGGAUGAAACGCAGAUUGCUACGAUUCUGAGAGAGAUCCUGAAAGGGCUCGAGUAUCUGCACUCUGAAAAGAAAAUCCACAGAGAUAUCAAAGCUGCCAACGUGUUGCUGUCAGAACAAGGCGAAGUGAAGCUGGCGGACUUCGGCGUGGCGGGCCAGCUGACAGACACCCAGAUAAAAAGGAACACAUUUGUUGGUACUCCUUUCUGGAUGGCGCCUGAAGUCAUAAAGCAAUCUGCCUACGAUUCAAAGGCAGACAUCUGGUCAUUAGGGAUAACGGCGAUAGAACUGGCAAAAGGAGAGCCGCCGCACUCUGAGCUUCAUCCUAUGAAGGUCUUAUUCCUCAUCCCAAAGAACAAUGCACCAACACUGGAAGGAAACUACAGUAAACCACUUAAAGAAUUUGUUGAAGCCUGUUUAAAUAAGGAGCCUAGCUUUAGGCCAACCGCUAAGGAGCUGUUGAAACAUAAGUAUAUUGUAAGGCAUUCCAAAAAGACGUCCUAUCUGACAGAGCUGAUUGACAGAUACAAGAGGUGGAAAUCCGAGCAGUCUCGGGAACAAUCCAGCUCUGAUGACUCUGAUGAGGAGCCAAAUGGCCAGGCUUCUGGAGGAGACGACUCCGGCAAUGAUGACUGGAUCUGGCAAACCAUCAGGGAGAAGGAGCUCAAGAAGUUUCAGAAUGGGGCAGCACAGCCUGCUGAGCUCGAAAGACAACAGGUGCAGGAGAGUCCAAAGAGGCCUUUGUCACAAAGCUUAUCAACAAUCUUUACUCCAUUGUUUACUGAGUUGAAAGAAAAGGGCGAGACACGUAAUGGCAAGCCGGAGGCUGCAGAGAAGCUGCGGGAGGCCAUUUUCCUGGCAGAAGAAACACACCCAGGGAUCUGCGACUCCCUGGUAGCUGAACUAGUGCAGAGACUUCAGAGAUUUUCUGUGCCACAGGCAGCUGCCAGUCAUUGAGAGGAGCUACAUCCAGCUCUGCUCUAAUUUUCCACCCUGGUGGCAGCAGUCAGAUCUUUUCCUCUGACCUCCACAGCCGGGAUGAAGUCUCCCAGGAAGGUCUCCAUCACUCAUUUGCCUGAAGCAAAUCCUGGCCUACUUAAUGUCUGUUUAUACGCUAGCACACCACCAGAGGGUCCUAUUCAGGACAGUCAGUGGCCAGCCACUCAGCUGCCUCCAUGACUGCCGCCUGCUGUAAGAUGUCCCUUUCUCAAUACCUCCUUCACAACUGUUUUUUUAUUUUAAUGGUGGAGUCCGCUAUCUUUCUGCAAAGGACUCUUGAGUUAUUGGUUUUUGGUGAGUUUGUGGCUUUUUUUUUCACACAAAGGUUUGCAUCCUUUUUGGAGAAAGUACCUUGCUUAAUUAAUCGUGUGCAUGUGUGCGUGGCUGUGCGAGAUAUCCUGUGAAAACGUGCGGUGAAGAGUGACGAGUGGGUUGAAGCGUUCUAUAGAAAACUCAGGUAUCCUGCUUUAAGUGGAUUGGGUCCUCUGGGAGACGGAGAGAGCUCUACAGGGUGGUUGUACAGACUUGUAAAUAAGCUAAUUUCUACAGAUUCAUGAAAAAAUAAUGGAGCGUUUCUAAUGGAACCACUGUGUACAAAUGGCCAAAUGCAAAACUGUAGAUAAUGGUUGUGAGGUAAAUAUUUUGAGAGACUAAAAAUGGCCAUACAUGAGAUUGCCUUGCCUUUCUACUUGUUCUUUUUGUAUAUCGGUCUUUGAUUUCUCCAGUUGUAAAACUUUUUAAUGAAAAACGGCUGCCCUCUAUCAUGUUUUACUAUUGAUUUAUUAUAUAUUUCUUAUUAACUUUUUGGUUUCACACUUGAUGCUGUGGCUGUAAUAGAGAAUGUAAAAAACCAACAGGCUGGAUCGAUGAAGCCCCCCACCAGUUUAAAACACUGGACGCUCUGUUGCCAGCCUCGAUUCCACAAGGCCUCGAGUUGUGUUGGUUUGUUGGACUUUGCCUCAUCCCUUCUUUUUUUUUUUUUUUGCUGUGUGUUUUUGACUGGUUAGAUAAACUGAGGUUUCGUCCAUUCAUUCCAUUAACAGGGCAGUGCCAUCAUCUAGUUUAUAAAUCAGCAGACUCUGUUAGUCUUCCUAGGAGCUGCAGUGGUACUAUCUAUCUCCUCAGCGUACCUACAGCUUUAAUUGCACUUCAAGUAUAAAUGCCUUUUUGACUAUAAACAAAGUAGCCAUAAAACAGUAGCACGAGACUUACAGUAUUUUGCAGGUUAUGCUAUCUGGGACAAAAACAAGUCCACCUGAAGUCUCACAGCUUGGACUCUGGAGUUGGUCAUGCAGUGUAAUAUUUGCCUGGCUUUAUCUUUCCAUUUUGGACUUGUGAGAGGUUUUUCAGUUGUACAGUAAAAUGCAUAUAGACAAAGACUUCUCACAUAGUAGACGACACUGCUCUCAGAUGUAUAUAUUAAGGUGUUUUCAGAGACCAGCGGCACUGCUACUACUCCUGACUGUAGUUUAAAAGGAAUGCGCAUGAUAGUAUACCAGUAUAAAUCCUAUUGGUUGGCCUGAGCAGUAUGCGUUGUAGCACACUGCUGCGGGACUGGAGGAAUGUCGAGUCCUGAACAGAGUUGAAUCAGCCUUAGAGUAUUUGUGAUGAAUGGGAUGAAUAGUAUCAGCUUUAAAAAUGUUAGAUCCAAUGCUUUUUCUUGUGAUUUCUUCUUUAUAUUUCCCCCCUCUGGCAUUAAAAUGCAUAUGCAGCAAUACUUUUAAAAGAUCAAAAAUACGUAUGUCAUUCCUUGCCAGUAUGAUGCAUGCAUGAACAAAUGGACUAAAUUUUCUUCUCAGUAGGAAUUUCAUAAUUCUUAUGGAGUCGGAUGAUAUAUUCUUUUUGCCACGGGCAAUACACGGUACACAGUCAACGGGGCAAGUUAAAGGGACAGUGUGUAGGAUUUCUGGGGAUCAAUUAGCAGAAACGGAAUAUUCAUAACUAUGUUUUUAUUAGUGUAUAAUCACCUGAAACUAGGAAUCGUGUUUUCGUUAGCUUAGAAUGAGCCCUUCAUAUCUACAUAGGGAGCGGGCUCUCUUCAGAGUCCGCCAUGUU
Molecule: messenger RNA, 3885 nt
Organism: Sebastes umbrosus (honeycomb rockfish)
Lineage: Eukaryota; Metazoa; Chordata; Actinopteri; Perciformes; Sebastidae
Gene: stk24a
Product: serine/threonine kinase 24a (STE20 homolog, yeast)
Exons: 11
Coding region: 487-1788 (433 amino acids)
Biological process (GO): protein phosphorylation
Molecular function (GO): protein kinase activity; ATP binding
Source: RefSeq, a predicted model, not a curated record